AUGUUGACGGCGUCUGGUCCGCCUGCUGUGCCUGGGGGUGCCCUGGGUCGCUGGAGGUGCCUGGGAGGUGCCCUGGGUCGCUCGGGGUCCCUGGGAGGUGCCCUGGGUCACUGGAGGUGCCUGAGAGGAGCCCUGUGUCGCCGCAGGUGCCUGGGAGGUGCCCUGGGUCGCUGGAGGUCCCUGGGAGGUGCCCUGGGUCGCUGGAGGUACCUGGGAGGUGCCCUGGGUCGCUGGAGGUACCUGGGAGGUGCCCUGGGUCGCUGGAGGUACCUGGGAUGUGCCCUGGGUCGCCUGCGGUCCCUGGGAGGUGCCCCGGUUCGUAGGUCCCUGGGGUCCGGUCUGAGAGACCUGCGGGGCCAAUCCGAGAGAGUGUCCGCUGGAGAAGGUUCAUCAAAUGAUGAUGAGGACUUGGAAUUAGCCCAUGAUGAUGUUGCCAGUGACGAGGAUGACCGUGAUGCUGCUCCUGAGGAUGUGGGCUUCUCAGAGACCCGGGCAACAGCCCUAUCCCAGAUGAGACAAGCAAUUACACAGAUAAAAGAGGAAAAACUCCAAUUGAAAGCAAAUAGAAAACAGAGAGAUGAAAAGUUUAGGGAACAAAAGCGGAUAAAGUUGGAAGCUGUGUCUCGCUUGCCGGAUGAAAUUCUGAACAGUCUUCCAGAAAAACUCAGUGAGGAAAAGAAGGAAACAGAUAAAGGAAAACAGAAAAAGAAGGAAAAAAAGAAACAUGAAGGCAAAAAACAGGAUCAUUGUAUAAAGAAACAGUCGACUGUGUUUGAAGAAACAGAAGACUAUCUACCUCUAAAGACAGGUUUCGUUGCCAGUGAGACUGGCAUAAAGGCUAUGCCAUUGAAAGACCUGAGAAAGAGAAUGGCCAUAUCUCAAUCUGCUGCAAACUUCAGGAAUUCUCGUCUCUACGGUGACCACAGAAGGAGAGAAUCAAAUGUGUUCCUGCCGUUGGCUCUUAGCAGGGUGUUGAGGGAGUUGGAGCUGGUGAAGUUGGUGUCGAUGUUGGCUUGCUGUUUGAGGAGGCGGCUGAUGAUGUGGGAGGCUUUUCCCUAUGAACGGGAGGGCGAUGCGGAAGGGCGCUGA
This is a messenger RNA of Haliotis rufescens (red abalone), 1089 nucleotides long. RefSeq lists its product as uncharacterized. Lineage: Eukaryota; Metazoa; Mollusca; Gastropoda; Lepetellida; Haliotidae. The coding region runs from base 1 to 1089 and encodes 362 amino acids. The transcript has 6 exons. Gene Ontology annotation, molecular function: RNA binding. The record is from RefSeq and is a predicted model, not a curated record.